AUGGCCCCUUUUGAAGCACUAUAUGGUAGGAGAUGUAAGACUCCACUGUGUUGGUCAGAAUUGAGUGAGGGCAAGAUGGUAGGUCCGAAUUUGAUUCGAGAUACAGAGGAAAAGGUCAAAAUUAUCAGAGAUAGAUUGAAAGCAGCUUCAGAUCGUCAAAAAUCUUAUGUGGAUUUGAAGAGGAAAGAUAUAGAGUAUCGGUCCGACCCAUCACAUGUGAUAACAGUUGAAUCUAUUACUAUUGAUCCAGAUUUAACUUAUGAGGAAGAACCAGUGAAGAUAGUUGCUAGGGAAAUCAAGGAACUAAGGAAUAAAAGAAUUCCUUUGGUAAAGGUUCUUUGGAGAAACCAUAAGACCGAAGAAGCUACAUGGGAAAGUGAAGACAUUACGAGACAACAACAUCCUCAGUUGUUUAAUUCAGGUGAAUUUCGAGGAUGA
Messenger RNA from Jatropha curcas, 438 nucleotides. The record is from RefSeq and is a predicted model, not a curated record. Lineage: Eukaryota; Viridiplantae; Streptophyta; Magnoliopsida; Malpighiales; Euphorbiaceae.